GUUCCACACCUGCGAAUGGAGUGCCGCCUGUUUGUAAAAGUAGGAGGGACGCGGAGAGAAAAGGAGAUGAGGAUGGAUCGAGGGGAGGAAAGACAGAGGGCUUCUUACGCGUGGGAAAGCUGCCCGGCGCCCUUACCCGCCUCCAGCAACCGGAGCAAAUGGGUGCGGUUGAACGUCGGCGGGACCGUUUUCCUCACCACCAGGCAGACCUUGUGCCGCGAGCAGAAAUCGUUCCUUUGCCGCCUGUGCCAAGGCGAGGAGCUGCAGUCGGAUCGGGAUGAGACAGGUGCCUACCUCAUCGAUCGGGACCCCACUUACUUUGGGCCCAUCCUGAAUUUCCUCCGACAUGGAAAGCUGGUAUUAGAUAAAGACAUGGCUGAAGAAGGGGUUCUGGAAGAAGCUGAAUUCUACAACAUUGGGUCUCUAAUCAGACUAAUAAAGGACAGACUGGAGGAGAAGGACUACACUGUAACACAGGUGCCUCCAAAGCAUGUGUACCGAGUUCUUCAAUGUCAAGAGGAGGAGCUCACCCAAAUGGUUUCCACUAUGUCUGAUGGAUGGCGCUUUGAACAGCUGGUGAAUAUUGGGUCGUCUUAUAAUUACGGGAAUGAGGACCAGUCAGAGUUCCUGUGUGUGGUCUCCAAGGAACUGUGCAGCUCGCCCCAUGGCCUAGGUUGUGAGCCCAGUCGAAAAGCCAAGAGCGUGGAGGAGGAGGAGGAUCCAGAGCUGAAGGAGGAACAGCACAAAGAGGAGGAGGAAGAGCAGGAACAGGAGGAGGAGACAGAAGCUGAGGCUGAGGCAGACCCAGCGGAGGAGAAAGGUGCAGCAAAUCCCUGAGGAAAAUCAUGACCCAGACAAACACAAGUUGAAAGCCAUCUGCUCCCUUUGGGUGAGAGCCAGUGGCAGGGAAGCAUUCUGAGAGGGGGGGCUCUGGGAAGGCCUCUGCGGGGAGCAAGCAAUACGCCGGGGCCAAAGGCUCAGGGAGAGACGGGGGAGGGUAGCUUCCUUUGGGCAGCUGCUGCUUUUUGGUGCAAAGGGGCUUUUAUGUUUUAAUGUGUCACAAGGUCAUCUAACCAGGGUUCUGCUGAUUGUCUCCUGAUCUCCUCCGUCUCUUUUUGGAGUCCCUUUUACCUGGCUUGCACUCUCUCUGCUCUGCACUCUUUCCCUUGCUCAGCGAUGCCUGUUUCCUCACCUUCUGUAAAGCCUGAGCUCCUGUCUCCUCUCUCACUCCCAUGCCUAGAAUCCUGUAUUUUUCCCUAGUCAAAAUUUCCUCCUCCUCCUCCCCUUUCUCCUAUGCAGGUGCCACUCCAAUUUCAUUCUCAGGCCUGUAUGAUUGAUUUCCUACUUCCUUCCCUUUUCAUGGACUCUUCUAGUGAGGUAUUAAUAGGGGGGCUGACUCCUUGUACUGAAUUUGUCUUCCAGAGUAACCCCCCUAUGGAGAGGGGGGGGGCAAAGAAAGGGGGAAAGUAGCUGGAAAACGGCAUAAACAAUUAUAUGGCGCUUCCUUUAUAGUGAGAUGGACUACUGGUCCAUCUAGCCCACUCCUAUCUUUCUCUACCCAAGAUCUUUUUUUUUUUUAAGCUGGGGAAGCUAGGGCUUGAAGCUGGGCCUGCAUGAAAAGCAUGGACUCAACAUUUAGUUGUGAUGGCCCGACCCAAGAUGGCAAAGAGGGCUGAUUUAUUGUGUGAUUAAAAGCAAAAACAAACAUCCCCCCCCCAAGUUUUGCAUCUCCCAAACUUGUUUGCCUAGAAUAAAUUGUGUAGGUGUACAUUUUGCUUGUAUUUUCAUAAGCUGUGGUUGCUUUUCUUAAGAGUGAUUGGCAGAGAGCAGAUAGUGUGGACUUGGGGACAUUAAUAGAGAGUGGGGGGAAGGGGAAAGGCUUUGUAGAACAUGGUAGAAACACCUCCCCCACUCAGUCCUCACCGCGUUGGUAUUGCCUAUCCUCUUGUGUAAGACUCAGAACUGGGGUUCUCAAUAAGCUAAGUGUUGCAGCAAAGUCCAGGUGCUGGCCACUGUCCAGUACAGAAUUAAGUGCACUUAAGACGAUUGAUUUCAAUUGGAGGUCCAAAGCAGAAGGGAGAGUGUAGCAGACAGUCAUUGUCAGCAUACCCAGGACAAAAGGGCUUCCUGGACAUGGCUGCCAAGUGAGAGACUGCUGGCGUUUUGCAUAAAGAUGUCCACAUUUCUCCCGCUGGUCUCCUUUCUCUAUGCAAAAAUAAAUUGUCAGAGCUGACUUAAAGGAGCUGUAGCUCUCUGACCUUGUGAAGCAUGCCCUACAGCCAUGCUGGCCACUUCUGUUGAACCAGGGUGCAGGUAGGGCUUUGUUCUGGGAUAGCUGCAAAGGUACUUUUAUAUUGUUUCCUGCUGAAGGAGAGUGGAAGAUCCACUUUAGGGGGUGGCUCACCUUUCCCCUCCUGUGCAGGAACUUUUGUGCUCUCAGCUGGAGCCUGAAUACAAUGUAGCUCUAUAGAAUUGCAAUGCUGGGUAUUCACAAAAGUGUUUUUUUCUCUCCUCCUUUCUCCCUCUCUUUCCCCUCCUCUUUCGCAUCUGUUCUCCCACCCACUGUGUGUUCCUUUUCUGCAUCCUUUUUAAUUUAUCAUAGUCUUGCUUUUUCCUUUUCACUUGACUUCACUCGGUCUUCCGGCUCUGUUCAUUCUUGUUGAUUCAAGCUGUUACAAACCGGAAAUCUCAGGAUGUAAUGCUGAUGGUCAAUUUAUGUGUGUGUGUGUUUAUUUUUUUUAAAUCUUUAUUUUUGUAUUGUGUGUUUGAAAGAAAAUAAUAAAACAUGGCUAGGGACAGA
Heteronotia binoei (common prickly gecko) is the source of this 2800-nucleotide messenger RNA. It is a transcript of the gene KCTD17, whose product is annotated as potassium channel tetramerization domain containing 17. Gene Ontology annotation, molecular function: cullin family protein binding. The coding region runs from base 16 to 837 and encodes 273 amino acids. Gene Ontology annotation, biological process: protein homooligomerization; proteasome-mediated ubiquitin-dependent protein catabolic process. The transcript has 6 exons. Gene Ontology annotation, cellular component: Cul3-RING ubiquitin ligase complex; cytoplasm. NCBI's taxonomy places the organism in Eukaryota, Metazoa, Chordata, Lepidosauria, Squamata, Gekkonidae. The record is from RefSeq and is a predicted model, not a curated record.